AUGGAGAAGGUGAUCAGCGAAUACACUGGGAGUGCAAAACAGAGAGGCUUACCGGUACACGGAAGGCAUUUGGAUUCCUUCCAAAGGGAUGACGAAAAGGGGAUGCGCUCGGCCAUAGCGGAGACCAAGGCGGCCAUCAGGUUAGAAGUAACUCCUGCGGAACCGGGGUUGCAAAAACUUGAGCACACUUUGACAAAGGUAGUAGGAGUAAGGGGGCGUGAGGUGUGGAGCUGCGAAGAGUGGUGGCUAGAGGUAGACAAGGAGAUGAAGGGUGACGAGAGCGAGAGCACGGGGAAAGCAGAAGAGGCCGAUAAUGAGCGCCCAAGAAAAUGGGAGUUUGAGGGGAAUAAGCCCAUUAUGUCCACAUUAUCAGUCCUAUCAGUGAAGCAAGAUGGGCAACAAAGGGAAGCCAGCCAGGUGGACGCGAUCAUGGAUCUGAGGAAGUGA
Molecule: messenger RNA, 447 nt
Organism: Acaulospora colombiana
Lineage: Eukaryota; Fungi; Glomeromycota; Glomeromycetes; Diversisporales; Acaulosporaceae
Source: the annotation of a GenBank genome assembly